Messenger RNA from Stylophora pistillata, 2049 nucleotides. RefSeq names its product L-gulonolactone oxidase. Gene Ontology annotation, cellular component: membrane. The record is from RefSeq and is a predicted model, not a curated record. Lineage: Eukaryota; Metazoa; Cnidaria; Anthozoa; Scleractinia; Pocilloporidae. Gene Ontology annotation, molecular function: FAD binding; D-arabinono-1,4-lactone oxidase activity.
GCGGACGUUUCGUGACCCACGUACACAGAAAACAUGUGAUGCAACAGUGAACAUUAAACUUUUACACGAAAAUAAUAAGUUAUUUUGUUCUGUGGCAUUUUUCACUAUCUCCAGAACUUGCUUGAAUCAACAUGGAACAACGCCGCGAUUCUGGUGUAGAAGAAAUUUUAUCGAAUGGCCAGCGAGGCUAUCUUUUUACUAACUGGGCGAAAACGUUCUCGUGUACACCAGAGCUAUUUUUCGAACCAGAAACCAUUGAAGACAUCAGACAAAUCCUUUAUGCGGCUACCCAGUUACAUAAGACUGUGCGUGUUGUAGGCGGAGGACAUUCGCCAUCCGACAUUGCAUGUACAGAUGGAUACAUGAUAAGUCUAAAAAAGAUGAAGGCUGUUUUGGAGAUAGACUAUGACAAGAAACAAGUGACAGUUGAAGCUGGUUUGAUGGUUAAUGAACUCAAUGAGUUGUUGGAUGACCAUGGCUUAGCAUUACCCAGUCUUAGUUCAGUAUCAGAGAUGUCAUGUGCAGGUGCCAUUGGCACAUGUACACAUGGUUCAGGAAAAAACUUUGGCAUUUUUGCCACGUCGGUUGUAUCCCUUGAACUAAUGACAGCUAAUGGCAAGGUCAUCUACUGUAGUAGAGAGAAAAACAAGGAAAUAUUCCUAGCUGCACUUUGUGGUCUGGGUGCUGUUGGGAUAAUUCUCAGUUUGACUUGGCAGUGUGAAAAGGCUUUUAAUUUACAGGAGACAACCAAACCUUUAAUGUUGGAAGAGAUGUUGGAAAAUCUUGAAUCAAGUCUGCUGGCCAGUGAUCAUUUCAAGUUUCAUUGGUAUCCACACACAGGAUAUGUUAAAUGCUAUGAGGUCAAUAGGACUACCAAGCCGAUAGAUGACACUCCAAGUUGGUUUUGGGACUAUGCUGUGGGUUUUUACACUUAUGAGCUUGUGCUUUGGUUAAGUUCAUUUGUGCCAUCUUCACUACAAUACGUGAACUGGGCUUAUUUUAAACUCUUCGACUGCAAACCUCACAGCAGAGUGAAUCAAAGCCACAAGGUUUUUAACUUCAAUUGCCUGUUCAAGCAGUAUGUAACAGAGUGGGCCAUUCCACAGGAUAAGACAGUAUAUGUUCUUAGAAAGCUUCAAAGCUGGCUGAAUGAGUCUGGAUUUCAUGCACAUGCACCUGCUGAGGUUAGGUUUGUAAAGAGAGAUGACAUAUACUUGAGUCCAUGUUAUGAACAAGACACCUGCUUUAUCAAUGUUAUUUCCUAUAGGCACACAAGUUGACAUCAUCGGAUAUUGAAAAACUAUACCCCAAGAUUCACAAGUUCCGAGAGGUCUGCCAGAAGUUAGACCCUCAAGGAAUGUUUCGCAAUAAUUACGUGAAUAAGGUCAUCUUUGGAUCAGCACAGAAAUCUGAAGCGGAUAAUAACAAGACUAACGACGAGUGAAGUCUCCCUGACCACCAGCCAGGGAGGUGGGAGAUUAGACUAAAUGUGUAAGGUUGAGCUUACUAUGAGACAGAAACUCUGGUAACAGUUCCCUUCCCUCAACUUCCCCGAAAAUCAGAGAAGAAGAAGAAGAAAAAAGAAAAAAGAAACGAAAAAAAUUGCUAAAGAAAAGGAAGUGAAAAAGCUCCUGCACCAUCUCUUGUUUCCCUUUCAUUCACAAAAUACUUUCCAGACAAUUAUCCUUAUUUACGCAUUUUUGGAUCGUUGUGUUCUUGAAAAGAUUUGAGAAAUUUUAAAAUUAACUCGAAGAAAAAAGUAAGUCUCGAAAUUAACUUAGGUGGGUACCGUAGAAAAUUGAGAAGGGGAGGGGGUCCUAAGACUCCUCCGACUCCCAAGGCGAGAACCAUUGAACGGUCCCCAAUAGGAGCAAAAGCAUUCGUGGAAUUGUUCAUUCGCGGCACGAUCAUUAGUUGUUUGAGCUGUAUGAUAAACGCACGGUGGAUUUUUCUAGUUAUCUCGACAUUGGUGUCACUAGGACACCGAAAUGUCGGCUAUUGAGACUAGUUUUCGCUUUUGUAAUGAUAUAUGAAUAUUCACAUGUAAUU